Messenger RNA from Penicillium brasilianum, 1419 nucleotides. Lineage: Eukaryota; Fungi; Ascomycota; Eurotiomycetes; Eurotiales; Aspergillaceae. The record is from the annotation of a GenBank genome assembly.
GCCAAGCGCAUUGCGUUGCAAGCACAGACCCACUUAGCUCCGUCCGCAUUCCUUCGUCUUUCACCUUCACCUCCACCUCCACAUCUGCUCGACUCUUCAGUUCUUUUUUGUCGCUGAUCAGCCUCGAUAAUAACCCCCAUCGCCAACUCUCUGGCAGACUAGACGAAGCAUCAUGUCCGACCCCAACGAACAACGAGCCGUCGCUACCGCCUUUGCGCCUCCGCCGCCCUUGUGGAAGCAUUUUACCCGCGACAAUCUCGAUAAGCUCGACCAGAUCAAGGCCGAAGUGUCGAAGAAGAACGACGGGACUACCGCCAGUGAAAAGCAAUGGUCGCCAGCAGAACUACGUGCUUUGGACCUUCCGCCAGAGUUGCGCUUUCUAGUGCCGCCCGAGAUCCCCACGGGGGAAUAUACCGUCUUUGGCGAGCCGCAGACACUUUCCACAACUCUACCAUCUUUGAAAGAUCAAGGUAUCGAGCAGCUUUACCCAGAACCCUCCUCCGAAGCCGACCGAGCCCUCUCCCAGCCUGCCCAACCCCUCAACCACGCCUACUACUUGCUGAAGAUUAGCAAAUCCCUCCUGUUGAACUUCCUAGAAUUUGUCGGCAUCCUCUCCAUAUCACCUGAACAGUUCGAGUCCAAGGUGGAGGAUCUGCGCAAUCUAUUCAUCAAUGCCCACCAUCUUCUCAACCUGUACCGCCCCCACCAGGCGCGCGAGUCGCUCAUCAUGAUGAUGGAAGAACAACUGAAGCGCACACGAGAGGAAAUCAAACAAAUGGACAAGGUCAAAUCAGACAUCGAGAGCUUAAUGGAGCAACUUGAGGCCGAGGGGAGUGGGGUCAAUUCCGCCGAACGGCCUGAGAACACCGUCGAGUCGAAGGCGGCAGCUAAACGCUCAGUUGAGGAUGCACAUCUGGUAUGGGAUCUCCUCGACAAGGUGAAUUGAGGAACCAAAGCUGGUCUUUGCAACUCAAUCCCCACCAAUCCAACCAAGACUCGAGCUUCACGCCGAAAGCUGCUACUCGAGUCGCUACCUACUGCGAAAGACAUGUCGUGCCCACACAAAUCAAGUGAACAAACCAGGCAUAGAGCCGUGGCCUCCGAGCCACAAAGCCGUACGCCUAUCUGCUCAUCUGGGAGCGGCAAUCACCAAAAAUUAAGGUAGCAUCCUGCGGAAAGAGGACCACGGCAGCAGCACUACUUCCUCAUACGCAGACUAUGUGGAAGCCUUCUGGCAUGAUCUUUCUCGUUGUGAGGAAUCACUCCGAGUUUAGAGUUGGUCCACUUCUCAGGCAGUCACAAUGAACUACCGGGGUGACAUCCCUAAAGUAUAGACCAUCGAUGAGGCAGUCUCAUGAUUAAAUCCUACAAAUAAUACCUCUCCUACGCCAGUUUUGAGUCUCAAAUCAGUUCUCUGGC